UCACUUCACCUACACGGGCAUCAGUUAUCUCACCAACGAGACGGACAGCCUGGUGAUACCCGAGGCGCUGCGCCCGAGCGAUCCCACGCUGUCGAGCUAUCUGACGCGUCGCCAGGGCUGGCUGUCGACGCCCAUCGGCGUCGAGGCUCUCGGCCUGCUGGACCUGGACGAGCCGGCGAACGCCGACAAAGCGCCCAGCGUCGAGUUCAUCCUCGGCGCCGUGACCUUCGGCAGCACCUACUUGCUGCACAAGUCCUUCAACAUGAACGAGACGUACUACCAGCAGGCCUUCGGCAAGAUUCUGUACAAGCACGGCUGGCUCGGUUGGCCCGUGCUGCUGAAGCCCAAGAGUCGGGGCAGGCUGUUGCUGCGCUCGGCGGACCCGCGCGCCAAGCCGCGCAUUUAUCCGAACUACCUGUCGCAUCGGGACGACGUGAAGCAGUCGAUCCGGGCCAUAAGGAAGGUGCUGGAGGUCGGCGGCACCCGGGCAAUGCGGAAGAUUGAUUCGAGGCUGUGGAACUACACGACGCCCGGAUGCGAGUCGCACGCGCCCGACUCGGACGCCUACUGGGAGUGCUCGCUGAGGACCUUCUCGCUGCCCUACUGGCACUUCUCGGGCACGUGCAAGAUGGGCGCCGCGGGUGACAGCUCGGCCGUCGUCGAUACGAAAUUACGAGUGAAGGGAGUGGAGAAGCUGCGCAUAGUCGACGCCUCGAUCAUGCCGAUCAUACCGAGAGCCCAUCUGAACAUACCGACGAUCGCAGUGGCUGAAAAGAUGGCCGACGUCAUAAAAUCCGAUUGGGGCCAGCAGCAGCAGCAGCAGCAGCAGCAACGAGUCGCGGUCGCUUAACGAUACAUAAUAAAA
Messenger RNA from Trichogramma pretiosum, 865 nucleotides. RefSeq names its product glucose dehydrogenase [FAD, quinone]-like. NCBI's taxonomy places the organism in Eukaryota, Metazoa, Arthropoda, Insecta, Hymenoptera, Trichogrammatidae. Bases 263 to 850 code for a protein of 195 amino acids. The record is from RefSeq and is a predicted model, not a curated record. Gene Ontology annotation, molecular function: flavin adenine dinucleotide binding; oxidoreductase activity, acting on CH-OH group of donors. The transcript is spliced from 2 exons.